This is a messenger RNA of Raphanus sativus (radish), 1501 nucleotides long. Its product is annotated as UPF0496 protein At5g66670-like. The record is from RefSeq and is a predicted model, not a curated record. The coding region runs from base 121 to 1317 and encodes 398 amino acids. The transcript has 2 exons. NCBI's taxonomy places the organism in Eukaryota, Viridiplantae, Streptophyta, Magnoliopsida, Brassicales, Brassicaceae.
GGUUGACUAGCUGUUGAGUUUGGAGAUAUACAUAUAUAGGAUUGGUCAGAGCACAAGUAAUCACGACAUCCUCCUCCUCUCUUCUCCAAGUUUUCAGAGUUUCCCCAGCAGUAAUAUCAAAUGGUGUUCUGUGGACUCUUCUCUCCUCUCAUGAAUUGCAUCAAACCAAGUCCUAACAAGAACGAUUCCCCGGUCCGAACAAAUAUGCGGUCCAAAUACUCAUCAGACCUCAAGUAUUACACAUCCGCUUGUCAACAAGACACUGACCUCAAGACCUUUGAUUCCUCCCUACACCAGAGAACAAAUAGUGUAAUGGAGUUGCUGGCUGAUCAGGCCAAGUCGUCUCAGUCAAUAUCCCAAGGCUCACUCAUGGAGGUCUACGAGUUCAUGCUUGACCUCAACCGAGACGUAGUAAAGGAGAUCAUCGAAAGCAGAGAAGAUGUCAGGAACAGCAAAGACCUGACUUCUCUGGUCGAUGUCUACUUUAAAAACACCUCCAAGACCUUAGAUUUCUGCAACACCGUCCAGAACUGCGUCAAGGUAGCAGAAAAUAGCCAGCUAAUCAUUCGAUACGCGGUGAAGCAGUUCGAGGCUGAAUCUGUGGACGACACGGAUAAUAAGAAGAACAAGUACGCAAAAACACUGGAGGAGCUGAAUAAGUUUAAAGCCGUGGGAGAUCCUUUCGACGGAGUGUUCUUGACUCAGUACGAGUCGGUGUACGAGGAGCAGGUUCUGCUUCUUGAGGAGUUGGAUAAGCUGAAAUCAAAGCUCGACAAGAAACAGAGGAAUCUAAAGACGUGGAGGAGACUCUCCAAUGUGGUUUUCAUAACUGCGUACGUCUCCGUUCUUCUCUUAUCGGUGGCUGCAGCGGCGUUGAGCGCGCCUAUAGUGUUGGCCGCGGUUAUCGCUGGAUUGACAUCACCGGUCGAGGCUGUCGGAAAAUGGUGUAACGAGAUGUGGAAGAAGUACGAGGAGGCUGCCAAGAGACAGAGGGGAUUGGUCUCGGUGUUGGGGACUGGAGCGAGAGUUAAUAAAAUAGUGACGGACAGCAUAAAACUGGAAGUAGAUGAUCUGAGAGUUAAGAUAUCUUCUAUACUGCGGACUAUUGAUUUUGCCGUGGAGAGAGGAGGAGGAGAAGAUGAGUUGGCGACGAGACUUGCGAUGCAAGAAAUCAAGAAGAAAGUAGAAGAGCUUACGGAGAAAAUCAAGGAAGUUGGUCAACACACGGAUACGUUCAGCAAAUUCAUUUCUUCGGAGAGACGUUUCGUUCUGCAGCACAUCCUCAGCUUACCCGCCAACUCUUUCUCAUUCUCAUAAAAAGGGUUCUUGCAAAAGAUGUAGCACAUCAAUGGGCGAUUAAAGUUGUUGAGCAGGUUGUUCACUACUCGGGCUCUUUAGUUGGGCUUCUAUUAUCUGUUAUGGGCUUUUAUGUUCGGCUUUUAAGAUCCAUAUAAGUUAUCUAUUUGAAUGGGCUCAUUUUAAAAUGAAAAACAUUAAAUUA